GCUGCCCCCCGUUUUUCCCCCGCUGCUCCCCGUUUUUCCCCCGUGUUCCCCCGUUUUUCCCCCGGUGUUCCCCCGGUCUUCCCCCGCCAUGGCCGCGCGGGGCAGCUGCCCGGGCUGCGGCUCCGCGGCGCUGGUGCAGGACGCGCACUACGCGCAGCAGCAGCUGGUCUGUGCCUCGUGCGGCUGCGUCCUGGCCGAGGGGCUCCUCACCACCACCUACAGCGAGGAGGAGCAUCUGCGGGAGGUGGCUUAUUCCCAGAGCACCGGGCAGAGAGAGCAGCUGAGCCGCAGCCUGCAGCGAGGGAUCAGGAGGGUCCAGGAUCUCUGUAAAGUCCUCCAGCUCCCGGUGGUGUUUGAGGAAACCGCCGUCUCGUACUUCCGGAGAGCUGUCCAGCACCCCGCCUUCCGUCUGGUCAGCCUGGAGAAGAAGGAGCUCCUGGGGGGCUGCUGUGUCUUCGUGACCUGUCGGCAGCACAACUGGCCCCUGACAAUGGGCACGAUCUGCUCCCUCCUCUAUGCCAAGCAGGAGCUGUUUGCCAGCGUCUUCCUGAGCCUGCAGAAAGAGCUGGAGCUCUCUGUGCCAGCCCUGAGCCUGGCGGAUCUGGUGAAGACACACCUGAACAACUUCCGGCUGUUCCAGCAGGCGGCCGACGUCCCUGCCCCGUUUGUGGAGGACAAGGAGAAGAUGGUCAGCAGGACGAUGCAGCUGGUGGAGCUGGCCAGUGAGACCUGGCUGGUGACCGGCCGCCACCCUGUCCCCGUGGUCACGGCUGCUGCUUUCCUGUCGUGGCAGUCCCUGCAGCCCAGCGCCCGCCUCGCCUGCCCCUUGGCGCGGUUCUGCCGCCUGGCGGGCACCGACCUGCCCCCACCCGCCCACCUGAGGCUGAGGGAGCUUCUCGAGAUCCUCCUGAGGAUGGCCUCCCAGCUGGCCUGGCUCCGGGUCUUUAACUUGGACAAGAAAACUGUGGUCAAGCACAUCGGGGACCUGCUGCAGCACCGGAUCUUCCUGCUGAAGAACGCGUUCUGCCGGGAGGAGCAGGAGGAGCAGCGUGCUGCGGGCACGGGAGAGGGAUCCCGGGGUGAGGGAGCCCAGGGAGAGGGAUCCCAGGGUGAGGAUUCCCGGGGAGAGGGAUCCCAGGGUGAGGGCUCCCAGGGUGAGGGCUCCCAGGAUAAGGAUUCCCAGGGUGAGUAUUCCCAGGGUGAGGGCUCCCAGGAUAAGGAUUCCCGGGGUGAAGGCUCCCAGGGCGAGGGCUCCUGGGCUGAGGGCUGCCCAGCAGCACGGGGGGACAGCUGUCCCUCGGAAGGGAAGCGCCAGCGCAGGGGCAGCCCCAGGCCCUUGUUGCCCCCCUGCCUUAUCCAUCCCAGGAAGAGGCUGCGGGCGGCAGCCCUGAGCGCCCCGGUCUGCACCGUCACCGGCGACGAGCCCAUCUCGGACAGCGAGAUCGAGCAGUACCUGCGGGGCCCGGAGGAGAUCCGGGCCUUCAGCAGGGCCAAGGCCUGGCCGUGACCCUGGUCCAGAGACACCGGGGCCACAGGGACUGAAACCUGACAGAGCUGUCACACUGCCAGUCACCCCAGGGAGCUGUGGGGACAGGGCGGGCUGUGUCCUGUUUCCUGUUCGUGGACCAAAACAGGGCUUUUUUACAGUGUAACUGCUGUGGGUUACCUUUCAUUUCUGUUCAAAACACACAAGUGCAAGUGCCAGGAUUGGUUUCUGGAUCCUCCCUCCCUCUUUGCAGCCUGUGCUGAAAGGUGUUUUGCUCAGUUCCAGCCCUGCUGGCCACUGUCACCAGUGGGUUUGUGAGGGUCAAGGUGACACCCUGACUGGCUGAGAGAAAACUGCCCUCAUCUGGUUAAAUCCAAGAUGUGAAGCUGCUGGAAACAUGGCAAAGUUUGGCUGGGGUCUGCUCACACAGUACAACUGCCCCCUCUGUGCCUGGCUGCCUGUUGUCUGCAGGAAAUAACAGUAGAACUUGGCAG
This is a messenger RNA of Apus apus (common swift), 1980 nucleotides long. RefSeq names its product BRF2 RNA polymerase III transcription initiation factor subunit (gene BRF2). The coding region runs from base 89 to 1507 and encodes 472 amino acids. Gene Ontology annotation, biological process: transcription preinitiation complex assembly; transcription initiation at RNA polymerase II promoter. NCBI's taxonomy places the organism in Eukaryota, Metazoa, Chordata, Aves, Apodiformes, Apodidae. Gene Ontology annotation, cellular component: transcription preinitiation complex; nucleus. The transcript is spliced from 4 exons. The record is from RefSeq and is a predicted model, not a curated record. Gene Ontology annotation, molecular function: TBP-class protein binding; RNA polymerase II general transcription initiation factor activity.